GAGAGAGUUCACUGUUAGUUUAUCUGAGCUGCACUUACAGAGUUACUUAACGCAGGGAGCCCAGUGCUGGCUGUCUGCUGCACACUUGUUGGUGGGGAGUGUGUGUGUCUCACUGUUACCGUCCAUUGAGUGAAGCCAAGCGGAUUGAGCACUAACCAACAUGUGGGCUGCACGUCCACAAAAAGAGCAGGCUCGCCCUGCUCUGGGGUCUAACUGCUGAGCAUGCUGGGUAAGGCUCCGCCCACGACCAGUAGCCUCAACCUGGUGAACUCGGAAGUUUGUGACACCACGGCGGCCCCGGACGCGCACGACGGUAUCAAGAUGGCCGACCUUGUGGAGAGCCUGGAUACCAGAGAGCUGGACAUUGGGGAGGGAGAGGAGAUCGACUAUGAUGGAAACUUAGGGGACUGUCGUAUCCAAUUUUCAGCGGUGUAUGCCACAGUGGGCUUUAAGGAGGCCAAUGCUAAGGUCUACCUCCCCACUGUGCCCAUCACUGCCCGGAUCCUGGAGGUGGAGAGAUUCACCACAGCGCAAGACCGCUUCAACCUGUCGCACCACAGGAGCGUCAACAAGUCUCUGCCAGCAGUGUUCAGGAUUGAGCUGAAGCACGGUGAGUUUACCUGGGUGGUUAAGAGGAAGGAGAAACAUUUCAUGGAGCUGCACAGAGAGCUGAGGACAUACAAGACUUUCAUGCGGAUACCUCUGCCAUCACGCAGCCACACGGUGAGGAGAAGGACAGUGAGGAAGAGUGAGGUGAGGGAGAUGCCCUCCCUGCCGAGGGGAGGGGGAGACGAGCUGGUGCGAGAUGAGCAGGUCUCCAGCAGGAGGAGACAAUUAGAAGACUAUUUGAACAAGCUGCUGAGGAUGGCCAUGUACCGCAAAUAUCACCAUACUAUGGAGUUCAUUGACGUCAGCCAGAUGUCAUUCAUUCAUGACUUGGGACCCAAAGGACUGGAAGGGAUGAUCUAUAAGCGCUCAGGCGGACAUCGUAUCCCUGGCAUGAACUGCUGUGGUCACAGCCAGGCCUGCUAUCGCUGGUCCAAACGCUGGCUGGUGGUGAAAGACUCAUGCCUGCUGUACAUGAAGCCAGACACAGGGGCCAUCUCUUUUGUCCUGCUGUUGGAUAAAGAGUUCAGCAUCAAGAUGGACUCCAAAGACACCGAGACCAAACACGGAGUCCGGAUAGAUAGCCUCUCCAGGACCCUGGUGUUCAAAUGCAGCAGCUACAGACACGCGCGCUGGUGGGGUCAGAGUAUUGAGAGCUUUGUGAGGAGUCAUGGGAAGGCUUUUCUCCGAGCUCACCGCUUUGGCUCAUUUGCACAGGAACAGGAAGACAUCCCGUCCAAAUGGUAUGUGAAUGGAAAGACUUACAUGGAGGAUGUGGCUGAUGCUUUGGAGGAGGCUAAAGAGGAAAUCUUUAUCACUGACUGGUGGUUGAGUCCAGAGAUUUUCUUGAAGAGACCUGUAGUGGAAGGCAACAGGUGGAGGCUAGACUGCACCCUCAAACGCAAAGCACAACAGGGAGUGCGGAUCUUUGUGAUGUUGUAUAAGGAGGUGGAGCUCGCCCUGGGCAUUAACUCAGGCUACAGCAAGAGGACCCUCAUGCACCUGCACCCCAACAUCAAGGUGAUGCGUCAUCCAGACCACGUCUCCUCCUCCGUCUAUCUGUGGGCGCAUCAUGAGAAGAUCGUUGUCAUUGACCAAUCAGUGGCCUUCGUGGGCGGCAUCGACCUGGCAUACGGUCGCUGGGACGACAGAGAGCAUCGGCUGACGGAUGUCGGCAGUGUGACACGCUCUGUGGCCCUGGAGCAGGCUGGCUCCACAAACACUCCGUCCGGUAAGCGUGUGUCCUCUGACCAUGGCGUCGCCAAGAGCAACGGACAAGGGACGCCGCCCGGUGAUCUCGUGGACUUGCCCAAACUGAAGGGGAUUGGACGCAAUAGGAGGGCUCGCUUCAGUCUGUACAGACACCUGCAGAAGCAUGCUUUGCAGCCUGCGGACAGUGUCAGCAGCGUCGACAGUGCAGGGAGUGGUUCAGUGCGAAGCCUAAAGACAGGUGUUGGAGAGUUACAGGGGAACACACGCUUCUGGCAUGGAAAAGACUACUGCAACUUUGUCUACAAAGACUGGAUCCAGUUGGAGAAACCUUUUGAUGACUUCAUCGACAGGUACAUAACUCCCAGAAUGCCUUGGCAUGACAUUGCCUCAGUGGUUCAUGGCAGAGCUGCCCGGGAUGUGGCCAGACACUUCAUUCAGCGUUGGAACUUUACUAAGAUCAUGAAGCCAAAGUACCGCUCUUUGUCUUAUCCAUUCCUGCUGCCCAAGUCUCACUCCAGUGCCAGUGAGCUCAGAUAUCAAGUUCCUGAUUGUGUCAAUGCCAAAGUGCAGGUGUUGCGGUCAGUCGCAGAUUGGUCAGCAGGCAUAAAGUACCACGAGGAGUCCAUCCACAAUGCCUACAUCCAGGUCAUCGUUAAGAGCAAACACUACAUCUACAUAGAGAACCAGUUCUUCAUCAGCUGUGCCGACAACAGGAUGGUGUACAACAAGAUCGGAGAUGCCAUCAUUGAAAGGAUCAUCAGAGCGCACAAGGAGGGUAAGAAGUACCGUGUGUAUGUAGUUACCCCUCUGCUUCCUGGCUUCGAGGGGGACAUCACCACAGGGGGAGGGAACGCCCUCCAGGCUGUCAUGCACUUCAACUACAGAACCAUGAUCAGAGGAGAACACUCCAUCAUCUCCCAGCUUAAAAGAGAGAUGGAUGACCAGUGGAUGAACUACAUCUCCUUCGCUGGAUUGCGAACUCACACCGAGCUGGAGGGACGCCUGGUCACAGAGCUCAUCUACGUCCACAGCAAGAUGCUCAUCGCUGACGACAACACAGUCAUCAUCGGUUCUGCUAACAUCAACGACAGAAGCAUGCUGGGUAAACGCGACAGCGAGGUGGCAGUCAUCAUUGAGGACUCAGAAAAGGUUGCGGCGGUGAUGGACGGACAGGAGUAUGAAGCUGGACCCUACGCACUUCAGCUUCGCCUCGAAUGCUUCAGGACUAUCCUUGGAGGCCACACUGACACCACUAUUGACCUGUCUGACCCCAUCAGUGACCGUUUCUAUAAGGAGGUGUGGAUGACCACAGCUGGCCGCAAUGCCACCAUAUAUGAGAAGGUAUUUCGUUGCCUUCCUUCGUCCCUGGUGAGGAACAUGUCGGAGCUGGAGCAGUACCAGUCCAAACCAGGUCUGGCGCAGACUGACCUUGCCCGCGCUCAGGAGGAGCUGCGCAAAAUCCGAGGCUUCCUGGUCCAGUUUCCUCUCGAUUUCCUGUCUGAGCAGAACCUCCUGCCCUCCGUUGGAACGAAGGAGGCCAUGGUCCCAACGGAGAUCUGGACAUAAAGGACGUGUAACAGCUUCCAGCCACUUACGCAUCUGAAACUGUUUCUCGAGCAUCUUGAGUGACGUAUCUGGAUUGUGGUUGUCGUCAAAUGUGUAUUAUUGGAUUUGCAAGAGAUCGCCUUGAAUCAAGAGAUGAGAGGCAGUUUCUUCUGGAUUAAUAUGACUGCUGGGCAUUGACAAAUCUCUAAACUCUGUGCCUACUGGAAAACAGUAGUUACAGCUUAUUAGGGUAAGCACUAAGUAUCGGGAUGUAAGAAGAACAAAAUUAAACCACACUUGAGGACAACAUUUUAUGACUGCAUUGUGACUGCAUUCAAGCUGUGGAGAUAAAAAAAAGGCACAUGAACUUUGGGUUUUGGGAAUCAAACUCGGGCACUUAGACCUUUUGGACUGUUGGAAAAGCGCACGAGACAGCAUGGAUUUCUGAGGGACCAGGGUGAGGCGGUAGUAAAGGUUUUGACAAUGACGCUAACAGAAGCUCUUGAGCUUCACAAAACACACAGAGAUUGUGAUGCAUGUGAUUUAUUGAGUUUGUAAAAGCAUGCUUGUGAGGUGCGUUAGUGCUACGUAUGUUGUUCAUGAGCUCACAGAAGAGUUUGCCGAGCUGCUUUAGACAAGCUGAAGCAUCUUGAGGAUCGUUUCUGUAAAACAAAUCCAAAACAUGUGCUCGCUCUUUUCCCGUGCAGUACGUGCAUAGAGACAAUUUUACUUAAUUCAACAGCAGUGCAUGAUUUACUAACUGUGCUCAAAUCUUAACACGAUUGCUAUAAUGCAUGUACCAAUCACAUCUCUGGAAAACCCCGUCAGAGACAUUAUAUUUCCUGUCAAAAACGUUUUGAGAAUAUAUAAUAGUCAGUCAGUCAUGAGGUCUGAAUUUUACUGCUGAAAUCAAAGCGUUUGUGUUGAGCUGAUCCAGGAACAAAAGCUAAGGCAACUCCGUUAUAUUGUAGUGUGUUCAGAAGGAUGAGACAAUCGGCCCACAAAUUCAAAGGUGUCAUUUCCUCUUUGCUCAACAGAUGGUGCUAGCUUCUUACAAAUACAGUUUGUGUACAGUAAUUACAGGUUGUGGCAGUGUUGUAAAUCACAAAAACAAGUUUAUUAUCAGGGACCUCAGUAGGGGACCGCUGGAGGUCCCUAUUGUUUUUGCUUCGUUUCUUCUUACCUAUUAUUAUUUUUAGCACUUUUGAUUGCGUUUUUGCCCCCCUGAACAUAUACGAAAAGUCAAUUUUAUUUGGCAAAGUGGUCAGGCCUGGUGAAAAAUUUUAUAUUCUAUGUGUCGCUUUCGGGUCCGCCACUAGGUGGCGCUACUAUCAUGAAAAGUGUGUUUAGGCUAAUAACUCCCGCAUUGUUUGUCACACAUUCAAAAAACUUAUAUCCACGCAUUUGGUGAAUAGAGCUGAAUCUCCCCAUAUAGGCCACGCCCACUUCCGCCUGGAAUUUUUUUCUGGCAGAGCACAAAAUGUCCAUGAACUACUUUUUCAUGUUCCGUGUGCUUUGUCUGAUUCGCACAAAAAUUUUCACCUAGCAUCUGAGGACCCUCAUAAUAAAAACGUGAUUAAAUGAUAGUUAUAGAAGAAGAUAAAGAAGUUAUAAAAUUAGCACUGCUUGUGAAUUUUUCGUCAAAAAAGGAAGUGGACCAUUUCUCCACAUUGGUAUGUCCGAUUGACAUGGUCCAUAGUUCCACAUGUCUUCCUUAGGCAUCUUGCACAGUUUCAGGCCAUAGCCACAAGGUGGUGCUCUUUAAAAUGAAGAAGUUUAUAUCUCUACAACGGUAUGUUUGAUUAAGAUGAAACUUGGUAUGAUGCUUCCCCAUGGCUCCCUUAGGCUCGCUAAAAAAUGUGUCAACAGUCUGGUGGCAUGGCAAAUCGCUGUGCAGAGACCGUAAUAGUUAGGAAUAUGGAAUUCACAGGGUACAUGUAGAGUGGUGCCUGAAGCUCACAUACCAAAAAUCAUGUUCGUCGUGUUUGUAGCGCCCCCUACAGGAUAAAUAAACAGCAGCCCCGGCGCCACGUUUCACCGAUAUGUACGAAACUCAGUAGGCACGUGUAACAUGCCGGGACGUACAAAAAAGCCUCUUGGACCCAUACCCGAAACCCCACAGGAAGUCGGCCAUUUUGAUUUUCAUUUUCACUUUCAGCGAACUUUUUGCGUUGUAUUUGAACGAACUCCUCCUAGGGAAUUUAUCAGAUCUGCUCCAAAUUUGGUCAGUCCAGUCAAAACAUGGUCCUGAUUAAAAGUUGUGCUUUUUGUGCUUGUACGUUGAAGGGCGUGUCCGUGGCGUGCCCUCAAAGUUGGCCAGGUUGAAUCGAAUGUCAAACUGUGAUGCCAUUUCCGGCAUUUAAGGGCUUCUGUUUUAACUAACUCCUCCUACAGAUUUUAUCAGAUUGACUUCAAAUUCGAUCACUGUAAUCUAAACACAAUGGUUAUCAAAAGUUGUGCUAUUUGAGAUGUAUGUUGAAUGGCGUGUCUGUGGUGUGCUGUCAAAGUUGGCCAUUUUGAAUUCUGUGGUCAUGCAAACCAUAAAAAGUUGAGCUAUUUGUGACUGUAACUCAAACCGCGUGCCAGUGACGACUUGUCCAAUUCAGCUGAUUCGCCAUAAAACAGUACUCAUAACUUCAGUGUGCAAUGUCCAAUCUCCAAUAAACUUCAUAUAUUCUGUAACAGUCCUAGCCUGAACACAUCCUCACAAUUUCAGUGUACAUUAUCUGAUCUCAACAAAACUUCACGUUUGAUAAGAGGCCCGCCCUGAACACGUCUACAUGACAAUAUUCAGACAUAGACAUAGCGCCACCUACUGGCAACAGGAAGUAAGCGCUGCGUGGCGAUUUUGAGCUGAUUUACGUGACAUUUUCAUGUCCGCACGUGUUGCGCCAGCACUUGACGUGGCCGCAGCGCGCCCCAGGUCCCGCUCAACGCUGCUUGCAGCUUUAAUUAAUGUGUUUUUUUCCUCAUAUUUGUGUGUGCAGUCAGCACAACUGUGAGGGAAAGAUUAAGAGUACAAGUGAAGACACAAGGAACAUAACAGAGGCUUACAUGAAUCAGAAUUGGAUAAACCAAGGAUGACAAGCCCUCUUUCCUUCCUUGGAAGGAUUAUUAUCAUGAAUGAGGUUUUGACCGACUUAAUAGAGCUGAUUCCUUAUAAUUCUCAGCACUAUUCACAUUUGGUUGGAACAGAUGAUUCAGUACCUGUAAUUGAUAGAAAAGACUGCACAGACAUGCAUUCAUAUGCUCCAGGUAACUCAUUGCAUUUCUUGGAUUUUGGCAAAUUUAAUUCAAUUCAAUUCAAUUUUAUUUGUAUAGCGCCAAUUCAUAACAGAAGCUAUCUCAGGACACUUUUCAAAUAGAGCAAGUCUAGACCGAACUCUUUAAAACAUUAUUUACAGAGACCCAACAGUACCACCAUGAGCAAGCACUAGGCGACAAGGGCAAGGAAAAACUGCCUGUUAAAAGGCAGAAACCUAGGACAGAUCCUCCAACUCUAGGUGGGUGGUCAUCUGCCUUGACCAGUUGGGGUGAGAGAGAGAGAGAGAGAGAGAGAGAGACAGACAGACAGACGCACAGCAACAACAGUAUUGGCAGUGGCAAUCUAGCAGGACCAUGGCAGGAGGCUCCACCAGGAUCGAUAAGAACCUGCGAGACAAGAAAGCACAAGAACUCCGGGGAAGAAGUGGAGUUAGUAACAUGCAUUAAAGGAACAUGAAUGAGUGCAGAAAGAGAGAGGAAGAGAGGAGCUCAGUGCACCAUGGGAAAUCCCCUGAUAGUCUAGGCCUAUAGCAGCAUAACUAAGGGAUGGUUCAGGACUCACCUGAUCCAGCCCUAACUAUAAGCUUUAUCAUAGAGGAAUGUCUUAAGCCUACUCUUGAAUGUGGAGAGGGUGUCUGCCUCCCGAACCACAACUGGAAGCUGGUUCCACAGGAGAGGAGCUUGGUAACUGAAGGCUCUGGCUCCUGUUCUACUUUUAGAGACUAUAGGAACCACAAGUAGCCCAGCAUUCAGAGAACGUAGUGUUCUAGUGGGGUAAUAGGGUACUAUGAGCUCUUUAAGAUAUGAAGGGGCCUGACCAUGAAGAGCUUUAUAGGUGAGGAGGAGAAUUUUAAAUUCUAUUCUACAUUUUACAGGGAGCCAGUGCAGAGAAGUUAGUACAGGAGAGAUGUGAUCUCUUUUUCUAGUUCCUGUCAGUAGUCGUGCUGCAGCGUUCUGAAUUAAUUGGAGGGUUUUAAUGGACUUAUUGGGCCAACCUGAUAAUAAAGAGUUGCAGUAAUCCAGCCUUGAAGUAACAAAUGCAUGGAUUAGUUUUUCUGCAUCUGUCUGUGAUAGUAUGUGUCUAAUUUUUGUAAUAUAACGUAAAUGAAAGAAGGCAGUCCUAGAGGUCUGCUUCAUGUGGGAGUUAAAUGACAAAUCCUGAUCAAAGAUAACGCCAAGAUUCCUGACAGUGGUGCUAGAGGCCAAGUUAAUGCCAUCUAGAGUAACUAUAUCUUUAGACAGUGAGUCUCUAAGGUUUAAAGGUUUAAAUUUAGUGGUUUUAUAGUGGGAUUAGGGAUCCAGAAAGAUUUAUCAGAGUAAGACUAUUUUCCAAUAGUGUUGUCACUUUUUAUCAACUGUCAUUUCCUCGACCGUAAUGAGGAUAGGAAUAUCAUCUUCUAUCACCUCUCUUCUCCCAGUGGAUGAUCUCAGCAGAUGAACUACAUCUACUUCACUGGUCUUCUUCAAAAUGCCGUUUGCGUUUGGUUUUCAGUUUCCCCAGCUAUUUCUCUCAAUCUUAUGGCGGCGGCUUUCUAUGAAGUGCACAAAAUUCCGUCUUUGAAGUAAAGACAAUAUUUUCCACAGAGCACGCAACUGCUGCCCAAGGCAAAGCCUUCAUAUGAAGAAACUGUUUGAAAUCACUUGUUUUCACACGUUUCCAGUUUCCUGGCAGUUCCAGUUGUUUUCUUGAUGGAGUUUUUAAUGCGGAGUGAAAAUAAAAUUCUCUCUCAAAAGCAUUUUGGUUUUUGUAAUGUAACACAGCCUGUAUCUGUCAAGGAAAAAUUAAACUUUUAUAGGGAUUCUUAUAGUAUGUGACCUAUGAGGCAAUUGUCAUAAUUUGUACUGUAUGUCUGAAUGUACUAUAUGUGUUUCCUGAUUUGUUUUAAUUUUUAACAUUUGUCACUGUAUCUUGUUUGAACACCAACGUCCUCUAAAUGUGAAGUUAAAGAACCACUCCUUUAGAAUCCAGCUGUGCUCAGUCCUUUCAUUGUCCUCUGUUUUCUCACAAAAAGAGCACCAAGGUUUUAAUUAUGCUGUUGCACAUCCACACAUGUGGAUCACUGGCAUUUAUAUAACAGAAGCUGACAGUAGCUGAGUUGCGUGGGAAUGAAAUCUUGUUCUUUUAAUGGGACCAGUGAAUUGAUGAAUGUUAACUGAAGUGAUAAAGUUGGGAAACAGUAUGCUCUUUGUUUCUACAAAGACUAGAAAAAAGAAAAGAAAAAAUGAUUUUGACAAAAUUGUCUGUAUUGUUUACCCUUGCUGUAUCGUCAUUGCAUUAUUUAUGGAUUAUGAAUCAUUUAACAUUGAAACAUUCAUUUUUUAAAUGUAUGGCAUGGUUGUAUGGAUGAGGUUUUGGUUGUAACUAAACCUCUGUUUCUUUAUCAUAAACAUCAUGCAGCAGUCUUUUCUAUCAUCUGUCUGUACCCUUUGGCCUUUAUUUAGCUGCUCUUGCUUCCACUCUGUUUAUGUACAGUAUCCUCUUUUUACAGUUGAAAGUAUUUCUAAUUUCUGUCAUUUAACAAAAUAUAACUCAUAAUUUAAAUGGCUAACAAAUAAAAUUAUCUUUGGAUUUUU
Dicentrarchus labrax (European seabass) is the source of this 9201-nucleotide messenger RNA. It is a transcript of the gene pld1a, whose product is annotated as phospholipase D1a. The record is from RefSeq and is a predicted model, not a curated record. Gene Ontology annotation, molecular function: phosphatidylinositol binding; D-type glycerophospholipase activity. Gene Ontology annotation, biological process: phosphatidic acid biosynthetic process; regulation of microvillus assembly; cell motility. The transcript is spliced from 26 exons. The coding region runs from base 223 to 3384 and encodes 1053 amino acids. Lineage: Eukaryota; Metazoa; Chordata; Actinopteri; Moronidae.